Messenger RNA from Alligator sinensis (Chinese alligator), 2368 nucleotides. It is a transcript of the gene COQ3, whose product is annotated as coenzyme Q3, methyltransferase. The record is from RefSeq and is a predicted model, not a curated record. Gene Ontology annotation, biological process: ubiquinone biosynthetic process. Lineage: Eukaryota; Metazoa; Chordata; Crocodylia; Alligatoridae. Bases 373 to 1344 code for a protein of 323 amino acids. Gene Ontology annotation, molecular function: 2-methoxy-6-polyprenyl-1,4-benzoquinol methyltransferase activity. The transcript is spliced from 6 exons.
ACUAGAAUUAUGUAAAACAAUGAGUGUAAUUUACCGAGGAAAAAUGAAUACCAUAUUUUCUCACAUACAGCAUGCACCUCUUCUCCAAAAAUUGCUGCUGGAAAUUGGAUUGUGCAUUAAAUGUGAGAAAUAGGAUAAGAUGGGGUUCUGCUGCUUACUGGGUGAAACUGAAUAUAAAAUCUGCACAAUUCACCAGGAGCAGAGCAAUGAGCCAGCUAAGCUCCCUAGCUGCUGCUAAUCAAGUACUCGCUACAAGGAAAAAUCUCUUUCUUAAUUCUGUCUUUCAAAAAGGUGUGUAUUAUGUUGUGUGUUAUGUUGUAUGUGAGAAAAUAUGGUAUGUUGACGUGUCAUGACAAUUUGACAGUCUGAUAAAUGAGGUCACUGAUGAGACAGGCUUUUCAGAUUUCUUGCUGUUGCCUUAUUAAAAUUGCCUUACAAACUUUUAAUCUAUUUUACAGACUGAAUUAUUACUACAUUGCAUACAGGUCUGCUGCAAGGCGACUAUUCAGUGCUUCACACACAACAGUGGACUUAAAGGAAGUGAAAAAAUUCCAGCUUUUGGCACACAAGUGGUGGGAUGAACAAGGAGAAUAUGCACCCCUUCAUUCUAUGAAUGACAUUAGAGUGCCAUUUGUUAGGGAUACUUUAUUGAACCUGAGUAGUGAUCAUCAGCUGGGAAGUCCUUUGUCUGGCAUAAAAAUCCUAGAUGUUGGCUGUGGCGGAGGAUUAUUAAGUGAACCUCUAGGUAGACUGGGAGCUUCGGUUACCGGAAUAGAUCCUCUGGAAGACAACAUUAGAACAGCUGAACAGCACAAAUCAUUUGAUCCAGAUCUAGACAAGAGAAUACAAUACAAAUCUUGUUCAUUGGAGGAGAUUGCAGAAGAGUCUACAGAAACCUUUGAUGUAAUCGUAGCUUCUGAAGUAGUGGAGCAUGUGGCUGACCUAGAAACAUUUAUCUCAUGCUGCUAUCAAGUGUUAAAACCUGAAGGCUCACUAUUCAUCACUACACUCAGCAAAACACAGUUGUCCUAUGUCCUGGGGAUAGUAGUCGCAGAAAAAAUAAUGGGCAUUGUGCCAGAUGGUACUCACAACUGGGAGAAGUUUAUUACACCUGAAGAGUUGGAGCGCCUGUUAGAAUCAAAUGGCUUUUUAGUCAAGGCAGUGAAUGGAAUGUUGUACAACCCCUUCUCAGGGUCCUGGAGUUGGAUUGAAAGUACUAGCAUUAACUAUGCAUUGCAUGCCAUGAAAUCUAAGGCACAAGAACAGUCAAGUUCAAGAGAGCCACCUUCAGAGGCAGAAGAGGAGCAGCACCCAGCCAGAGCUAAUACCAGCACAACUGUCUAAAGCACUUGCUGGUAAAGCCUACAGUGGGAAGAUUUGCAUAGACAUCUGUAAUAAAACUAUCUGGAACCAACACAUCUACUUGUUUGCAUUACUUGUAGUUAAGCUGGUUUUUGCCAGUGUGUUUCAGAACAAUUUUUCAUUAUCUCAGAAAUCACAUGGAUUUUAAAAUGAACAAAAAUCUUAGAAAAGACUUGUUUUCUAGGAAAAAAAAAUGCAAACCUACCAGUAUUUGUUACAGGGCUCAUACAUGUGAUGGUUUUUAGAGUCCUUUCUCAAAAAGUUGAGAGGCUAAAGAAUAACAGCUCACUGCUGGAUUCUGUUUGGAGUGGCUUUUUAAAAUGCAAUGAUGAAGUGUGGUAAUUAGAAUAUUUAAAAUAAAAAUGUUUAAAUCACUCAAGUAUACUGCUCUAAGACUUGUGGCUAAGUGUGAACAAUUUAAAGAACCAAAAAAGCAACUUUCCUCUUUCUGAUUGUGAUCCCAUAAGAAGUGUAAGGACAGGUGACUCCUUUGUGCUAUAGAUGAGCCUUCUAUGGCUAGUUGUGCUAGUUCUGCAGGUAGUCAAACCACACUUAAGAAUUUGGUCUCUUAUUGUCGAUCCUUUGCAUGUCACAAAAGUGGAAGCUGUCAUCAGCAUUUCUAGCAAAAAUGUAUCAUGACCUGUCAUGGGCCAGAGUCAGUUUGGUCAUACCUGUGCUCCACUUAAUGGUUGCAAGGAAGUUGGUGACCUGGAUGCUAGGCCCUCCUUAAGUCUGAAGGGAUUCAGACCCACAUCUCUGAACUCACCAGGGAGUUCCCUAUGGACCAUAUACAUAUAGAAUAGUUGGGAGAAAGUGAACUGUCCACUUGUCUUGCUGAAGCCAGGCCGCUGUGCAACCAAGAAUUCAAGAGUCAUGGCACAGAAAGAGAAGGAGGCAUCAUUGAUUUUUAAAAUGACUUGGUGCUGUGCAUACUGAUGACCUGAAUGGGCGCAUCCAGACGAGCAUGCAUGUGCCUCUUGCCCCUUCUAAAAGGGGUUUGAGACAG